GAUAGGAUGACUGCAAGCUUUCUUCCUGACCUGACCUGACUGUGAAAACACCUGAGCCUGAACUCCAAAAUUCAGAGUAGAAUUGUUGAUCCACCAGACUUCAGGCAGCGUUGAUGAUCAGGACAAUGGCCUGAACCAAGGCACAGUCGAUGAUUUAACGAGGGGUAUUCCAAGUGUUCCACUGAAUGUUCCAUUGCUCCAACUCCCAUUUUUGUUGUUGCUUAUCUUAUCUUGUGCAUUUUGGGGUAAUUUUAAAUAUCCAAUCUUGCAAAUUUUCCUAUAAAGUGUCUAAUUUGGGCACAGAAAAAAGACAAUCAAUUAUAUCACAUUCAUCAAAAGAGCACAUAGGAUAAAAAGUGCACGUAUGAAUUUCAAUAAAUUUUUGGUCUCGUAUUUUUUGUUAAAUGAUUGAAAAAUACAGUACAGAAAUAUAACUUUCUUAAAGAAGAGUUUUGUUUUACACUUUUCAUAACACAACUUCAAAAUAUAGCUCAGCUACUGUUAAAAAAAACCGUGAUAUCCUUUUCUUUUCACUGUUUAAUGGCUUCAACCCAGAAUGCAAUGCGCAGGAAAUAAAGUCUAACGGAAAUGACGUAGGGCCGUAGUUAUUUCCGUCAUAAUAUCGCUACUCCGGAUUGGUCAAUCUCCACAUGGCGGGAGCUGAACGAGCUGACGAUGUAAACAACGUGCUUGGAGAGAAAAACGUAUUUUAUUCUGGAGUCAGAAGAUGAGCAGGUUACGUUUAACUUCCAUCAAAGGAAAGAAACUUUUAUCAGAAGCUGAAGAGACGAAGACUUCGACCCGGAAGCGGCGGAAGACAGCCGUGGAAGGAGAAGAGGCCCCCAAAGCCUCCCCCUCUUCAUACCACAGCUUCUGUGAUCCAGCAGAAGUAGUCCAGCUGCGUCGGAAGCUCCUGAGCUGGUACGACAGGGAGAAGCGAGAGCUGCCAUGGAGAACUCUGGCUGUAACCGAGGCAGACGUCAACAUCCGGACCUAUGCAGUGUGGGUUUCUGAAGUAAUGCUGCAGCAGACGCAAGUCGCCACAGUGACAGACUACUACAACAGAUGGAUGAAGAGGUGGCCCACUGUGCAGCAUCUGGCUGCUGCUACCCUGCAGGAAGUGAACCAGAUGUGGGCGGGGCUUGGAUACUACUCUCGGGGCAAGCGGCUGCAUGAGGGGGCACAGAAGGUGGUGUCGGAGCUGAAGGGACAGAUGCCUCACACGGUCGAUGACCUGCUGAAGGAGCUGCCGGGUGUGGGCCGUUACACUGCUGCAGCGGUGGCCUCCAUCGCCCUGGGACAGGUUGCUGGAGUUGUGGACGGAAACGUGACCCGGGUUCUGUGUCGGCUCAGAGCAAUCGGAGCCGACAGCACAAGUCCUGCAGCGAAUCAGGCUCUGUGGGGUUUAGCCAAUGUCUUGGUGGAUUCAGAGAGACCUGGAGACUUCAACCAGGCCAUGAUGGAGCUGGGAGCCCGAGUCUGCACCCCCAAAGGACCUCUGUGCAGCCGCUGUCCCGUCCGGGCCCACUGCCGCUCGCAUCAGAAGGUCCAAGUCCAACAAGAGCAAAACACCAAGAAGCUUCUGGGGAGGACGGACAGAAGCGUCUCAGAGGUGCUGGACGUGGAGGACUGCAUGAGAGGUGGAACGUGUCCCCUGUGUCCCCUGGAGCCGUGGGACGAUAGUCUGGGUGUUCAGAACUUCCCCAGAAAGCCAGUAAAGAAGGCGCCCCGAGCAGAGCGGACUCUGACCUGCGUGGUGGUCAGACCCGGGGAGCAGGACGACCACGAGUUCCUGCUCACGCAAAGACCAAACAAAGGUCUUCUGGCAGGUCUGUGGGAGUUUCCAAGUCUCUUGCUGCAGGACGGAGACUCCGAUGCUGAGCGGAGGAGGGCGCUGUGUCAUCAGAUCAGCAGAACGCUGAACGCCGACGUGAGCGACGGCCUCCUCCGGCACGUGGGAGAGGUGGUUCACGUCUUCUCCCACAUCCACCAGACGUACGUGGUCUACAGCGCGCGCUUGAAGAGAAGCGACGCCCGAGUGCAGGCGGAGAACACGCAGUGGCUCACCCGCUCUGCUCUGCAGGGCGCCGCCGUGUCCACGGGGCUGAAGAAGAUCUUAAAGCUUUAUGAAUCUCGGGCUGGUUUGGAAGAAUCCCCUAAGGAGGAAAAACCCUCGAAGAACGCCGAGAGAGUGAAGACGUCAAAGAAAUCCAGAGCGGCUGCAGCGAUGGGCAGAGCCAGACAGCUUCCCCUCAACUCCUUCUUCAAGACGUUGAAGGAGGAGAGUGGCUCAUAAGCUGCUUGAUGACAUCAUCAUCCUGUUACCGCCUCAGGGAUGAUGCGGUUCUGCUGUUGGUGUAAAGUUUUCAAUCACUGUGAUCCUAAAAUGUCCCAUAAUGCUCUUUAGUGUGACAUCACUUUUUAAACAUUUUAUUAAAACCAAACGUUGCGACUUUUA
Oryzias latipes (Japanese medaka) is the source of this 2458-nucleotide messenger RNA. It is a transcript of the gene mutyh, whose product is annotated as mutY DNA glycosylase. Gene Ontology annotation, cellular component: nucleus. The record is from RefSeq and is a predicted model, not a curated record. Gene Ontology annotation, molecular function: oxidized purine DNA binding; adenine/guanine mispair binding; purine-specific mismatch base pair DNA N-glycosylase activity. NCBI's taxonomy places the organism in Eukaryota, Metazoa, Chordata, Actinopteri, Beloniformes, Adrianichthyidae. Gene Ontology annotation, biological process: base-excision repair; mismatch repair.